UUGUUUUAUUUUGUUUUGAUAGAGUUUAGAGUUGGAUUAAAAAUUCAGACGAACAUGGAAGAGAAGAAAUAUGAAGAAAGAAGAUACAUCAUAACUCAGGGUCAGAGAGCCGAAAAGCCAUGGCUUUCGAAGGCCUACCAACAGGUUCUUGAAGCUGAAAGGCUGGGAAUUUCUAGAAAAGUUCCACAGGCUGAAAGGCCUGGAAAUUCAAGUGAAAUUUCCCAAACUGCGUGGCAAGGAACUAGCCAAUCUGUCAGAGUAAGUUCUCUAGAAGACGUGGACCUCAUGACAGAUGAAGAGAUAAAAGCCGCAAAACUAUCGGGCAUCUCUAAAGCCAAAAUCAAAAAACUGACAAAGCAAGGCUACGAUUACAUAGAGGCCAAAAAGGCCGUAAUAAAGGCCAACUUUGUCAAGGUAGCUGAAAGAGCAAAAGGGGAACCGUCGAGGCAUACAAAGGCCAUGGCUAAUCAGCAAAAAUUACCGACCCAAAGCUCAAAAAGGCCGGGGUCAGAUGGCCGACCCGAAAGCCAAUACCAAGGCAAAAGACCAAAAACCGAAAGCGAAGCUACCGCUCUCGUUAAGAUAGCGGCAGUACAUGCAAGAUUCCCGGAAGUGAAUAUGGAACUGGAAAAGCUGGAGGCAGUCCAAAAAUCCAUCUUAGCCGCGUAUGAAGCAAUUCAAGAAGGAGGGCCACAGGUACGCUUCCAGAAAUUCACAUAUAAACCGGGUUUCCUAGAAAUUACUUGUGCAGACUAUACAAGUGCGACGUGGCUAAAGGAAAUUAUUCCAACUCUAAGACCAUGGGAGGGAGCAUCCCUUAAGGCACUGGAGGGGGAAGAAGCAACUAUGUCCCACGUAUGUAUCGUCUUUAUACCAGACGAAGACGGGGAGCGGCUUGAGAUCAAGAGAAUUCUCAAUAGAUUAAGGAUUAGUAACCGCUGCCUGAAAACACAUUUAUGGAAUGUCAUGGAGAGCGAACCUAUGGACAAAGGAGUCUUAUGGACCUUCUCAGUGGACAAAGAUUCAAGAGAAGAGCUUCAUAAACUUGGAAUGUCACCCUUCUUUGGGUUUGGGAAAUUAACUUUCCGACCUAUGUAAAGGAGGACAAAACAUUGCUGCAUAAGCUAGUGGCAAUGUAGCAGGGGGUCAGUGUGGGGGUUCAGGAAGAGAAACAACCAUCUAUAGUACCAUCCAACUCAAAAGGACACUUGUCUAGAAGCAGACUGGCUCUAUCGAGGAAGGCGAGUCUUCUAAACCAGAACCUUUAUGUUGAAGAGAGAAGGAAGUGUCCUGCAGGCAGGGUGCAAAAAAUUAUGAUUUUUUAAAAAACAUUCAAAAAAUCGAUUUUUUUAAUUUUAAUCAGAUUUUUUUUAUUUUAAUC
Molecule: messenger RNA, 1381 nt
Organism: Sitophilus oryzae (rice weevil)
Lineage: Eukaryota; Metazoa; Arthropoda; Insecta; Coleoptera; Curculionidae
Exons: 2
Coding region: 55-1098 (347 amino acids)
Source: RefSeq, a predicted model, not a curated record